CUUUAGUCCAACAAAAAAAACUAUUACUACAAUAACAGAAACGACAACAUCAAAGAUGGUCACAAUUAACGAUGAUUUGCGGCAAAAGUUUGCCAAACAAUUGAUGGCAUACUUUUCGGACAUCAAUAUCAAUACAAAUUGGUUUAUGAGGAUUAUAGUCAACAAAGAUAACGGAUGGAUCAGUUUUGCGACAUUAAUGACAUUCAAUCGUUUGAAACGAUUGGCCGACAAUUCCUACGAUAUAUUUGUUGAUAUCGUUAAAAAUCUUCAGUUAGAUACAGAUUUUCUGGAGAUUGAUGUCAUCAACGAAAGAGUUCGCCGAAACCCCAACCGACCCGUACGGCCGAAAACUGACGAAUGGAUUCGCGAGUUCAACGAACGUACUGUACAUUUGGCCGGAUUUCCAACGGCGGCGGAGGCGGAGAGCGUUACGUUUGAUCAGCUGAUGCAAUGGUCGCAAACGUACGGAACAGUUGAAUGGCUGGAUAUGAGAUACAGGCGCUCAACGAUGACAUCACACAAUGACAACAACAAACAGUUCAAAGGAUGUAUUUUUGUGACUUACGAAACAAAAGCAAUGGCCGACAGUCUGUUAGGUCAAGAAGUGGUCAAAUAUGGCGACAACAAUAAACUAAUGAAAGAAAAUAAAUUGCAAUACUAUCGACGCAAACGUGAAUUUAUGAGCAAAACUAAGUCCAAGAAAACCGAUGAUCAGGUCAUCAAUAAGUUAGCCAUCAAAGAGAUGGACAUCAAUACAGACAACAGAAAUAGUGUUUAUAUACCGAAAAAUACGUCGGUUUUGAUGUUAAAGAAAGUACCGAAACAGUUGUCCUAUCAGUCGAUACGUAACUAUUUCUACAAACUUUGCGGUCAUUAUCAACGAGAAAACCGAUGCGUGAAAUAUGUGUUGAAAAUUGGCCAAAAAAAUGUCUGUUAUGUCCGAUUUCACGGGGAACAUUUGGCCAGAGCUGUGUUGGAUAUAAAUCGAAUUACGGUCGACAAGGAUACUGACCAGAAGCUGGUCAUCGAUGGCCAUCAAGUGGUGGCCGAAGUACUUCAUGGCGAAGACAAACAGCGUUUUUGGCGAUUGAAUAACAAACGUAUUGUUUCAUUGAAAAACAAAACACAUAACUAUCGGCGAGAUAUGUCCGACUAUCAGAUGACAAGCCUGGAGACCAGUUUUGUUAUGAAACGGGUUGAUAGACAGUUGGACUUAAUGAAACAGUCGUUACCCGAGUCAGUACUGGUCAUAGGCCUUUGCGGUACUAACGGUAAACAUCGGCUCAAAGAUAAGAAACAGUACGCUCGAGAAAAACGGUUGAUCGACAAACUGAACCGAUUGGCCACUGUUUCGUCGAACGGCUAUUGGAACAGUUAUCUGUACGUACAGUUUGCCGGCCGACGUAUGGCCCGCAAUGUGUUGGCCAAGUAUAGAGUAGACGAUGCGGAACCGAUGGCCGAUUUUGAUAAUAAUGUAUUCUACAAAAUGCGAGUCAACCGCUCGGGUCGCGAGUCGGGUGAUGACUCGUCGGGUGAAGUGGUCUACGCCCGUGUAAUGACCGGAUCGGCCGAACAGCAAUUCGUGGAGUGGACCGAUAGGAAUCGGGAGACCAUUGUUAGACAGCGACUAAUCAAACGUGAAUUGAAACGAUUUCGGCGGUGUUUGCGUCGGUAAAGGAUUGACUAAAAAAUUGAAGAUAAUCUGCGAAAACAAACAAAAAAAUAAUUAUAUAUUUAUAUACC
Messenger RNA from Oppia nitens, 1743 nucleotides. RefSeq names its product la protein homolog. Gene Ontology annotation, molecular function: RNA binding. The record is from RefSeq and is a predicted model, not a curated record. The coding region runs from base 56 to 1675 and encodes 539 amino acids. Gene Ontology annotation, biological process: RNA processing; positive regulation of translation. Gene Ontology annotation, cellular component: cytoplasmic stress granule; nucleus; ribonucleoprotein complex. NCBI's taxonomy places the organism in Eukaryota, Metazoa, Arthropoda, Arachnida, Sarcoptiformes, Oppiidae. The transcript has 2 exons.